AUGUUUCACCCUAUCUUAACUGGGAUUAAAGCUACUACUGAAAUACGAAGGUGUAAAGACUGGCAGAAAGGCAAACAUAAAGGUGCUGAGGUUUCUGCAAGGAUUAGAAACAUAGAGGCAGAUAAACAUUUAAUUAUGGUAAGAACCAAUAAAGCAUCUGAAACUUUGUCUGACUUUGCAAAUGUUGAAUACAAUGUCAGGAAGAAAAGAAAACAGAAUCACCAGUCAGGCAGAUAUACUUCGCCAACGUCACCGAGCCCAACAUUAAGAAAUUCGCUGGCAGAACUCUCAAGGCUCACUGAUAAUCCGUUCCUUGAAGAGGAGAGUGAAACGGAUGGCGUUAUAGCAAUUGAUCAUCGCAAAAAGAAGGAGGUUUACUUAUCGAGUCACACGAUUAAAGAAAUGUCAGCUUUUGUUGAUGAAAUGGAAACGCUUCUACGAAUACAAGAGAUCUUUUACGAAUCAUUUAAUAUUUUAUAUGCUAAACUCUGUACUCCAAGUCAGCCAUCAAACAAAGUGACACUCAAAAAGGACACCGAAGUUUAG
This is a messenger RNA of Funneliformis mosseae, 546 nucleotides long. NCBI's taxonomy places the organism in Eukaryota, Fungi, Glomeromycota, Glomeromycetes, Glomerales, Glomeraceae. The record is from the annotation of a GenBank genome assembly.